AAGGUGAAUAUUGCGCCACGUCGGAUGAGUGAAAUUCCAAGGUCCAAAAAUGAUAGUUGGGGUUCGUCUGUCUUUCGACAAACACCAAUCUGCUCGCAUAUUUCACCUCCGAUGGAUCCCACACGAACUGAACGAAUAAUAGCUCGACACAUCCCCCGGUUAAGACGAAUCCUGAAUGAGCAGAAGCAGCUGCUUGGAGGAGGAACAAAAAAGAGUGUUCUGUCCUUAAUUAUCUUCUCAGUCUGCGGUUUGUCUUCCUCUUUUCCUUUGUGGCCUCGCUCUUUCCUCUCAUCCUUCUUCACUCUUGACGGGAGGAGGAAUGAAAGAGGUGGAGGAGGGGGAAUCGACGUACUAGAAAGAGAGCUGAGGCCUGCGAUACGCUCGUCGCUGGAGAUUUCUCCGUGGCUUCUAGGUUGCUAGGUUGAGUAUCAGACCGCUGACAUCAAGAUUAGGGUUGCGUUUCCUCCUCGAAUUGGCCUCUGUGCUUGCUUGUUCUUUGACUCUUAGGUUUUUCCUUGCAUUCUCAAAGGGUAAGCGGAUGCACUGUGGUUAGUCUAAGUGCGGGGACUGAGAUCUGCUUGGGUUUUUGAUCGACCUGACCACUCAUGUUCCGGUUCUUGGAGGUUUUUCUGUUUCUUGAAUUCUUCUGUUUCUUGAAUCUAAAGUCUGACCCCGCUUCUUCUUCUUCCUGUUGGAUCGAAUAAUUCGACAGAUGUACCUGUUUUUUGAUGUGGAAUUUGCUCUGGUACCUAUUACUUGAACACAUGCCGGCGAGCUUUAGCAAUUAAAACUUACCAGUUUCUCUUUGGGUAUCUGCGGGGUUUUGAGAUCUUGGACCUCCGCUGAUGGGAAAAUCUCCUGGAAGGUGGAUUAAGACACUUCUCUUUGGAAAGAAAUCCAGAUCACAUGCUAAGGGAACGGGUACUUCGAAAGCUGCUACUGAUAGAGGGUAUAAUUGUGGAGAACCUGUAUUGGCUUUGAAUUCUCCACUGAUUUCUGAACCAGCACCAGUGAGUGGACUUAUCUCAACUUCGGAAUCAAAAUUAGGUGGUAUUGCACUGGUCACUUCACAUGUAAGUCAAGCAGUCAUAGGAUCCACCUCAUCAAAAGAAACUAGCAAUGACAUGGAAGAGCAGGCUGCUACAAAGGCACAGGCAGCCUUCCGUGGUUAUCUGGCACGCAGGGCCUUUCGUGCAUUAAAAGGUAUUAUCAGGUUGCAGGCUCUAAUUCGUGGGCAUCUGGUUAGAAGACAAGCUGUUGCAACUCUCCAUGCUAUGGAGGGAAUUGUCAAGUUACAAGCAGUAGCUCGCGGAAGAAGAGUUAGAUGUACCUUUACUGGACUUAAAAUUACUACAGAGUUCAGUCAUGCGAAGACUGUGGAAGCUUGGAAAGUGAAAUUUUCAUCAAAUGCAUUUGUAUCGAAGCUUCUUGCGUCAUCACUCCUUGCAAAGUCUCUGCAAAUUCAGUAUGAUAAAGGAGAUCCCAAUUCAGUCUUCAGCUGGUUAGACAGAUGGACAUCCACCAGUUUCUGGCAGCCAAUUUCCAAGUCAAAAAAGGUUAUUGAUUCAAAAGGACAGACAAAUCGGGACAACUGUAAUAUGGGCACUGAAUCUGGCAAAUCAAGGCGCAGUGUACGAACCAAUCCUGCAUCGAACAUAGGAGGUGGUCAAACAAAUGCCAAGUAUGAGCCUGAAAGAACGAAAAGGAACCUGAAAAAGGUGCCUAAUCCUCCUGCUGAAACAGUACAGCGACAUCCACAGUAUGAGGUUGAUAGGGUAAAACGCAACUUGAGAAAGAUGAAAGAUGCAUCUGAGCAACCAGAGGUUGAAACUCAGAAAUCAAAUACACGUUUGAAAAAGGUGGAUAUCAGCUCAUCUGACACCCUAGACCAAGGAAUUGAGGAGUCCAUCGAAAAACCAGAGGAAAAUAUUAAUCCAACACCCAAUGUAAAAGCUGAUACUGAAGCUGCUUUAGUGCCUGUUACAGCUGGACCGGUUGAUGUGCUGAUUGAUGAUAACGAAGACAGCACCCUAGUGGUGAACGGGGAUCUAAGCUUGAUGGAAGAACAGUUCUGCCAUGAAAACCAGAAAACCAGCAAAAGGAGGUCUUCCUUCUCGGCAAAAUCAGAUGCUCCUGUGCUUCCCAGCUAUAUGUCAACAACAGAAUCUGCCAAGGCAAAAUUGCGGGGACAGGUAUCGCCCACUAUUGUAUCGGAGUCAGAUGACAAAAAUGGUUUUAUCCGUCGACAUUCAUUGCCAUCAGAGAUGAGUUCGUCUAGGACAAAGCGAUUAAUCCAAGCUGGUGGCAAGGGGGAAAUCGGCAGAGAUGUAAAUGACAGGGCAAUUAAGGUAGGAUGGAGGCGAUGAUAUUUGUGUGGCGCAGUGCAGCACGUCUUUUAAUAUUUUUUUUUUUUAAUUAAUCGUCACGUGUUAUAUAAACCGUUGUAAACGAUCGGUGUGUGCGGCAUUUGGCCCAUAGGAUGCAUGUAUCGCUUUAGUCGUAAACAUUUGCUUUCUCCCUUG
Musa acuminata AAA Group (dessert banana) is the source of this 2522-nucleotide messenger RNA. Its product is annotated as protein IQ-DOMAIN 31-like. The coding region runs from base 846 to 2366 and encodes 506 amino acids. Lineage: Eukaryota; Viridiplantae; Streptophyta; Magnoliopsida; Zingiberales; Musaceae. Gene Ontology annotation, molecular function: protein binding. The transcript is spliced from 9 exons. The record is from RefSeq and is a predicted model, not a curated record.